Messenger RNA from Gekko japonicus, 1611 nucleotides. It is a transcript of the gene GPR20, whose product is annotated as G protein-coupled receptor 20. Gene Ontology annotation, biological process: phospholipase C-activating G protein-coupled receptor signaling pathway; positive regulation of Rho protein signal transduction. Gene Ontology annotation, cellular component: membrane. The coding region runs from base 335 to 1357 and encodes 340 amino acids. Gene Ontology annotation, molecular function: G protein-coupled receptor activity. The transcript has 3 exons. NCBI's taxonomy places the organism in Eukaryota, Metazoa, Chordata, Lepidosauria, Squamata, Gekkonidae. The record is from RefSeq and is a predicted model, not a curated record.
AAAGAAGAGUGUCUGGGAGCCAGGCACUGCGGGAGGGACUCUUAUCUCACCACAGAUACUAAUUAUCUGGAAACAGUGCCUCUUCUCCACCCAGCCAUCCCUCUUUCCCCACAACACUAUCUUUAGAAGAGAGAACGCACAGAAGAGAGAGACGAUUUUGAUAUAUCUAUCUAUCUAUUCCGGAUGAUUUUUGCCGCAGAUAACUCCCAAGCAUCUCGGAUGACAAGAACUGAUUCCAUAGCAGAGGGCUUCUUUGGGUUUUUGCAGGUCGGCACCCAUCUGUUGUGGAGCCUCAGCUUUUAACUGACAGGCCCCGGCAAGAUCCCACCAAAUCAUGAAGACCUCCAAUAACAGCACUCUCUUCGAGGGUCUCUUCGACAAAUUUGUACACCUCGACCAAGAACUGUUGGACACAUUCUACACUCUGUGGAUUGUCCUGCUGGUGGCCAACACCAUUAUUUUCCUGGUGGGUGUCGUGUUGAACUCUUUGGCCCUUUACGUCUUCUGCUUCCGCACCAAGACGAAGACCACCUCCGUCAUCUACACCAUCAACCUGAUCGUCACCGACCUGCUGGUGGGCUUUUCCUUGCCCAUCCGGAUCAUCAUGCACUACGUGGCCGGGGACUGCAAGAGGUGUGCCCUCGUCCACAUCUUCAUCUACUUUGUGAACAUGUACUGCAGCAUCCUGUUCCUGACCUGCAUCUGCAUCGACCGCUACUUGGCUAUCGUCCAGGUGGAGGCCUCCCGCAAGUGGAGGAACCCCAACCACGCCAAAAGCAUCUGCGUCUUCAUCUGGGUCUUCGCCACCGUGGUGACCUUCUCCAUCCUCACCAUGGCCGUCAAGUACUCCUACUGCUGCAUCGCCAAGAUCUUGCCCUUGAUGGUCUGCGAGUACUUCUUCCCUCUGAUCAUCAUCACCUUCUUCACCACCCGGAUCAUGUGCGCCCUCUCCAAGCCGACCCUCAUGCACCAGAGCCGAGAGAGGCGGAUGCGGGCCGUGCAGCUCCUCAUCACCGUCCUCAUCAUCUUCAUGAUUUGCUUCACCCCUUUUCACGUCCGCCAGUUGGCCAUCUCCAUCAACCCGCAAAUGCCCAACGACAUCAGCCUGGUGGCCUACCACGUGACGGUCACCUUGAGCAGCCUCAACAGUUGCAUGGACCCGAUCGUCUACUGCUUCGUUACCAACAACUUCCAGUCGACCAUGAAAAACAUCUUCCGGAAGUCCGAACCGGAGCAGACCAGCGGAGACAUCAUCAGCGUGAACAAGGGCUCGGGUUCAAAUGCCAUUAUGCCCUUCGCAAAUGCUGUAGGCAACACUUUGGGUUUGCCUUUACCGAACCAUACAGCAAACUCCUAGAGGGGGCAGGGUACCCAAGGACAUUGUUGGGAAUGCUGAGACUGGAGGGACUCUCCCCUUUCUCUAGAAGGAUUUGAGAGCAUCACAUUUAUUUUCGGCAAACUGGCAGCAGAACUCCUCGUUGUUCCCAGUGACACCAUCGGUUUCUAUACGGCAGCUGGUUUGUGUGUGUUUGGGGGAAUCAUAUGCCAUGUCUAACUAAUUUAGGUAAAGGUAAAGGUUUCCCUUGCUCAAAAGCCAGUCGAGUCCGGCUC